Messenger RNA from Symbiodinium sp. CCMP2592, 7926 nucleotides. The record is from the annotation of a GenBank genome assembly. NCBI's taxonomy places the organism in Eukaryota, Dinophyceae, Suessiales, Symbiodiniaceae.
AUGGUUGGCACCGAUGCGGAGCCGAAUGCUGGCGAGGCCGCCACUCAGCAGAACGAAGAUGACAGCAAUGUUUUGACCGAAGUCCCGUGGACGCGGGGUGACCGUGACGGAUGGUGGGGCCGCGACUGGUGGGGAGACCGUCGUGGUUCAGACGCAACUACGAAUGAUAGUUUUGGGUUUGGGCGCUGGGCUACACCUGAGCGCCAGGAGUCAAGCGAUUCGUCUACGCAGAGCGAUGCCUCGUGGGAACGAAGCUGGUGGGGAAACCACGGCUGGUGGGGCACCUACGACGGGCGGUGGAGCGACAGACGAGAGUGGGGACAAUGGUGGCCGGAGACCAUCCACGAGGAAGGCUACUACGGCAAUGGUCCACGGCACAGCGAUCAUGGACAAGCUGACGGAGCUGGCGGGAGCACGACCUACUCGCACCCCACGACUACCCGAUCAGGCUGGAGCUCUACCUGGAGUUCGGCCGGCGACGGAAAAGGGCCAUCAGAGAAACUCAUGAUCCCGAGCUUCUCCGGAGAAGGCGACGGCAGCGAACUUGGCAGUUCGGCCAGGUCGUACUUACGACAGGUGACAGCCUGGGAGAAGAUGACCAAGUUGUCAAAGGGACAGCGGGCACUGGUGUUGUACCAGAACCUGCAGGGAGCUGCCUGGAUCAAUGCCGAGUCUCUCGAUGUCAACAAGCUCGGCAGCGACAGUGGCGUCGAGUACCUGCGUGAUUGGAUCCGACAACACUACCUGGACGUCGAAGUGACACUGGUGGGUCGCUCCUUGAGCGAUUUGUUCCGCCGAUUGAAGCGCCGCUCGGGACAGACACUACGGGACUACGCUGCAGAGUUCAACAGGCUACUUUCACGUGUCCGUGAGUGCGGUUGCGAGCUCCCGGACGUGGCGACGGCAUGGCUCUUCGUGGACAGGGCCGACUUGGACGAGGCUACAGAGGUGAGCUUGUUGGCUUCGGUUGGGAACAAGUACGCCUUGCUCCCAUUGCAACAGGCGGCGAUCAUCCUCGACAGGUCCAUGCGGAAGCCCUGGGAGCGCGGACCAGGCGGAAAGAGGCCACACACGGCCCACAUGACAGAGGAUGCGAACGAGGGAGAAGAGCCCGAGCAGGAGAACCUCGACGAGGACGAGAUCGACGAGGAAGUCUACGUUGCCUACCUCACGGCGAAGGCGCGCGGUCGCGAACACUUUCGCAGCCGCGGCGCAGACACUGAGCUUGCCAAGAAGACGAUGGAGGAGAAGAUCCGACAGGCGAAGGCCAAAAGCCAUUGCGCCGCCUGCGGCCAACGUGGACAUUGGCACAAGGACAGUAUCUGCCCAAAGAAUAAGAAGGAGAACGGCAGCACGAGGCCGACUGAGGCGACCCGACCGAACACCAUCCACGUGACGAGCGAGAUCUUCGAGUUGGCGACCGACCCCAAGCGCGAGCUCAUGGCCAUCACGGAUACCGCAUGCUCCAAGUCUGUCAUGGGAGCGCAAUGGCUGCAAGUGUAUCUGGACAUGACGGCCGGCAAGGGCAUCGACCUGGACUUCAUCUAUGAGACGGAGUCCUUCCGCUUCGGGGCAAGCCGCGUGUAUGAAUCGCACUACGCUGCGGUGGUACUGUUACCUCUCGGCAACGGAUGGGUCGCCCUGAAGGCGGCGGUGGUGCAGGGCGAAGUGCCACUGCUCAUUUCGCGACCCGCACUUGCAAGCUUGGGCAUGGUGAUGGACGUAGCAGACAACACUGCCGACUUCAAGGCGGUCGGCGUAAAGCAGCUGAAGCUUGAGAAUACGGCUUCGGGACAUCCCGCCCUACCUGUUUGCCAUAAGAACCGCUCUUUGCCCGAUGUGAGUUCCCUGCCAAAGGCGUGGGGCUCCGACGAAGUCAAGAUCCUGAGCGACGGUGCCGCAUACAUGAGCUUUGUUGCAGUAUGGCAGAUGAAGAAGGUCGAGCUCCAGGCCGAGAUGUUCCGCCGCGGGUUGACGUGCAACCCCUCCUGGACGGCCGUGGAGCUUCGGACAAUCUUGACCGAGGACUCAGCCAAGAAGGGGACCCACAGCGGACAGACGGGGACGCCGAAGGGGAUGACGUCCAUGAGUCUGGCCGAGCUUCGGAACGAAGCCGAGCGGCUGGGAAUCGAGCUGGGGGCCAAGGACACCCGGGGCAUGAUCAUGCUGAAGAUCCGGGACACGACGGCGCCGGAGAACACGAUCAUGACUUUGGGCCGGUUCAAGGGCACGGCUUACAAGGACGUACCGGAGAACUACGCGAACUGGGCCUCCAGGGAAGCCGAUGUCAAUGCCGACAACAUGCAUCCAGAUCUACGACGGUUCGUGACAUGGUGGCGAGAUUCGAAGGUCAAGGAGGAAAAGGAGGAGACGGUGAAGUACGACCCCGAGGCGAACACGAAGAUCCCGCCGCCCCCGAUCUCCGAGACCGGAAGCUCGACGGCGUGGUCGAUGGUCACGCCCUCCCGAGGGUACUCGUCGACACCAGUGCUACCCGGCGCCCUGGCGAAGUCGAAAGCAAAGGGUUCCCGUCGUCGAGCCGACGAAGCGGGACCAUCCCGAAUGGAGCAGGACAUCCCCGACGAUAUCAUCGACGAGUUCGAGGAGACCAGCGGCGAUUCGGACGGCGUCGCUGGUGAUGAUGAGUCCGACGAGGUCGGCGGCUACGAGGACUCCGCCGAUUACCCGAUCAACGACAUCCCGGAGGAGAUCCGAAUCGAGAACAACGACAAGGACCACGGCGCCAUCGAGAGCACGAUUCAGAGCGACGGAGACUACUCGACCGGCGAGGUCCCGAAGGAGGUUCAGAUCGAGAACAGCGACAAGGACCACGGCACCAUUGAGGGCACGAUUCAGAGCGACGGAGACUACCUGACCGGCGAGGUUCCAAAGGAGGUCCAGAUCAAGGACAGCGACAAGGACCACGGCACCAUCGAGGGCACGAUUCAGAGCGACGGAGACUACCCGACCGGCGAGGUUCCAAAGGAGGUCCAGAUCAAGGACAGCGACAAGGACCACGGCACCAUCGAGGGCACGAUUCAGAGCGACGAGUACUACCCGAUCGACAGCGUCCAGAAGGUGGCACACAGUCGGGACGAUGGGAGCUUCGUUAGCUUUAUGACCACUUGGACUCAUGGCCAGGAGUCCGGUGACUACGCGGUUCCUACCACUACGUUGGCUACGGAUGGGGACCACACUAUAAGAGGUAUGGAGGCCUCCGACGACACGCACCACGAGCACUACGAGUCCUGCAACUCCGAGAUCCCGAUCGAGGAAGACGCAGGAGCCAGGGAUGAUGAGCUAGCGAACACACACCUGAUGGACAACUACUUGACCGGGAACAACAGCAGCAAGAACCUCGGCGAGUUACUGGCCAAGGCCGCUAUGGAUGAGGGCGACUACAGCGAUGCAACCCUUCAGAAGAUCCUAGGCAAGAGUGAGCUACGAGAUACCUAUGAGCGACGUCAACGACUUCACGGCAAUGGACCUGUGGAGAGGUACGUGUUCGGAUACUACAGCCAUGGCCCCUACCACGGCGUGUGCAAAAGGACCUUGGAACACCCGAACCUCGUCAAGUACAUCAACAACUUCAUCCACGACCGCUGGGGCGCGAUCUCCGAUCGCGGACCGACGUGGUCUUCUUUCGGCAUCCUUCACAACGCCAAGUGCGAGAUCCAUGCGGACCGGAACAACCUCGCCGGCAGCCACAACUUCUGCUACGGGUUCGGCAACUACGUCGGAGGUGGCUUGUGGAUCGCGGAACCACAAGGAGGACAAUGGAGGAGGUUACCGAAUGGCGAAGAGGUCGAGGGUCAGAUACAUGACAUCAAGCGGAACGGCGCCGAGUUUGACCCCCGACGACAACACGGACCCGAAGUGUGGAAGGGAGAUAGAUGGACUAUCUCCGCGUACACGACGCGAAGCAUCGGGGGUCGGUCCGAGAAGGAGGCCCGGAUCCUCGGGCAACUUGGUUUCAACCUUCCCCGUCGGAGCAAGGCCAAGCAGACCACGCCCGCCAGAGCAGGUCGCCUCCCGAAGAAGAGCCAACGUCGGUCGAUGUGGAAGCAGGCUGGGUCUUUGAGCGCCCUUUUCACCGUCCUGGCGACGGCGCUCAGUGGAGGGAUCAACCCUGACCCAGCGCCGGCACAACGUUCAACGGUGAGCCUACUUGAGAUUGGCGGUGUAGAUGUCACCUGUGAAAUGGCCGACUACCAGAACGAUAACUUCACGGCAGCUGAGCCUAUACUGUGGCACGACAUUGGCGUGGUGGACAGCUACGGGCGGAGUCCGAGUGAUUUACGCGAGGCCGGGGAAUAUCUUGCUCAACUACAACCCCGGGAGCUCUGGAUACACCAGAAUGCCGAUGGCGAGACCGAGAAGCAGCAAGUCGUCAACCUCUACAUCCGCGCACAGCUGGCCCGCGGUGGCUGCGUCAUGAUCGAGGGCCACGAACCGGAACUGAUCGGUGAUGGUUGCGUGAGAGAGCUCCAAGCAAGGACCGACGAGUACGAGAUAGACGUCAUCGACGACCUCAGGCCAAGACCAGUUCUGUAUAUACGCCCAAGGACCACCGGACCUGAGGAAGCCUACGUUGCAGAAGCCGGCGAACCGGACAUGAUUCCGGGUGCACGAGGCAUACGCUUCGGCAAGGACGUCCCCAACCGUGUCGCCGAGGCCCUUCGCCGACUACACCAGAACCUGGGACAUCCAAGUGUCAGCGACCUAGUUCGACAUUUACGGCUGGCUGGGGCCAACAAGGAGAUCCUGAAGGCCGCCCGCACCCUCGAGUGCGACACUUGCCGGCGAACGAAACAACCGGAUAUACCGAGGCCUGCUACAACCUCGAAUGUCCUGCAGUUCAAUCAAGUGGUCGGGAUCGACCUCAUCUACGUCCACGACAGCGAGGGCAAGAAGCACGAACUACUUUCGAUGGUGGACUACUCUUCGUCAUACCAUAUCGUUGUGCCAGUUCCCAAGAAGGACACCCUUGCCCUGGAGAAUGCCUACUGCGAGGGAUGGUUGAACCAUUACGGACCACCUGGGACGGUGACAAUAGACCUCGAGAACGGCCUGCAAAAGGGAUUGACGAGAGCAUGUGACUGGACCGGGACAGCGGUCAAGAGCUGUGCCGGACAAGCGCAUUGGCAAGCAGGCUUCACCGAAAGGCAAGGGGGCGCUUGGAAAAGUAUUUUCAAUCGGGUGUGCGAAGAGCACUCGGUUACUACUGCCGAGAUGAAGCUCGCCAUAGCCGCCACUUCCCAGGCCAAGAACAGCCUUAAGAAGGUUGGCGGAUACACGCCCUCGCAGCAUGUGUUCGGAACCCUGCCAAUGAUCCCUGAAGAUCUACUCGAUGGACCACACGCCCAACGACCAGGCGAGGACGUCAUCUACGACGACAAGCACGCGAGGGAGGUCGCCAUACGGACCGCAGCGAGAUCGGCAUUCCACCAGGUCCAAACAGAUGAGCGCGUCAGGCGAGCGCUGACGGGACGUUCUCGGGUGACCAAGGCCAAACCCCUGAUCGGCGACCAUGUCUUCUUUUGGAGAAAGCUCAAGAACGGAAAGCGCGGCCUCUGGAAGGGGCCAGCCACGGUCAUCGGCUAUGAGGGUCAAAACAUAUGGCUCACCAAGGGGGGCCGAUGCUUCCUAUGUGCGCCAGAACAUGUGCGGUCCGCCACCGGGGAGGAGCUCGGGACAAUCUUCACAUUGCGGGCCGCGCGGGACGACCUGGACAAACUCUUAGAAGCGGACCAGGACGACGAGGAGGUCUACGACGAUAUGGACGUGGAGCCAGGCGACGGAGAUGUGGAAGGCGAGCUACCUGGACCAGACCCGGUUCUCUAUGACGGCCACGAUGGGGAUGAGAUAGGGACGGACAUUGAGCUCGUCCUCGACGAAGAGGAGGAGGACAAGCGUGGACAACGCCGCGAUGGAAGAUGGCCAAUUCCAAGGGUGAACAAACGUCACCGCAGAAAGGGGCCACCCGACGAGACCCACGAUGUCAACAUGUUAAAGCGAGCAACCACGCAGAGGUCCCGCGAAAAGCAGAUGGAGAAGGAGAUCAGCUGGAAGGACAUCCCCGAGGACAUGCGGAGCGCCUUCCACGACGCCGAGGCCAAGCAGUGGCAAGAACACAUGGACCAUAAGGCGUUAGAGAUCCUGUCCCUUCAAGAAAGUGAAGAUACGCGGCAACGUGUGCCGAAGGACCGGAUAUUACCCUCGAGAUACGCCUACCGGGACAAGAACAUGGGGAAGAGGAGAGCCAAUCCAGAGGUGCCAUGGCGACCAAAGGCGAGAUUAGUCAUUGGCGGCCACCUGGAUCCCGACCUCGGGUGUGGCCGACUGAGUGUUGAUUCACCUACGGUGGCGAGAUCGUCUCUGAUGCUACUCCUCCAGAUCUGCAUUUCGAGGUUCUGGCUUGCGGCAGCGGGAGACAUCCAGGCCGCGUUCUUGAACGGCCUCCAGGUGGCCCGCGAGAUCUACAUGGAACAACCCCGGGGAGGAGUUCCAGGACUUCAUCCUCGGCAACUACUACGCGUAAGAAAGGGAAUCUUUGGUCUGUCGGAGAGCCCGAAGAUGUGGUUCGAGCGACUACGCGAAGUCCUGACGGAAGAGGUCUUCCAAAUCAACGGGGAGCCCCACCGCCUACGUCAGAGCCCCAUGGACGUAUGCGUAUUCAUGCUACAGAGGGAGGAGGGAGACCAAACGCCCCUGGCCUAUAUCGCAAUACAUGUAGAUGACAUGUUGAUUGUCGCAAGCGAGGAAGUGAACAGACAGCUACAGCGGGCAAUCAGCGGACUCUUUCCGGUGGACACAUGGGAAGAGAAUGAGUUCGACUACGUGGGGUCGCACAUCAAGGUGGAGCCCGACAAGAUCGUGAUACACCAGGAGAACUUCGUCGAGGGAAGACUCUUUCGGGUCGACGUUAAGCCAGGACAACAAGACGACGAGCCCGCAGAUGAGGAGCAACUAGUGGACAACAGAUCCCUGGUGGGCGCUCUAUCCUGGCUGGCGGGACAAACACGUCCAGACCUGCAAUGCGGGGUUGCCCUCGCCCAGCAGGUGCAACGUACCGCCACGGUGGGCGACAUCAAGUUCUCCAACAGCCUCGUCAAGAAGGCCGAAGCCGACAAGGACAAGGGGGUGAUCUUGAGACCGAUUGACCUCGACCAGGCCAUGUUUAUCACAUACCACGACGCUGGGUGGGCCAACGCGUACCUCGAGGAGGCAGAGGAAGGGUUCCAGCUGACGCCGGAGGAGAUUGAAUGCGGGAACAUGAAAGAGGGUCCUUUCGCCGACAAGGAAAGGAAGGCGAGACGAACCCGCUCCAAAGUGGCCUCCCAAAUCGGCCAUGUGAUCAUCCUUGCCGACCGCCGACAAGGACAUGGACUCAUUGAGCCCAGCCUCCUAGAGUGGAGGAGUCAGGCAUGCCAGAGAGUAUGCCGAAGUACGUUCGGCGCAGAGACAAUGGCAUGUGUGGAAGGCCUCGAGAACAUGCAAUACAUCAGGUCCGCGCUCCUGACUUUCCUCACGGGUAGCCUCGCGACCGUCAUUGAGGCAAGCCGCAAGUGGCCCUUGCUCUGUCUGAGUGAUUGCAAGAGCCUUCACGACCAUAUCCACCGAACCGGCAUGCCAAGGAUACCUGCCGAUCGUAGACUAGCCAUAGACCUCACAGCACUUCGUCAAGGGCUGACCGCUGAGCGGAAGCACGCCCAACUACCCUUACAGUGGGUGCCGACGACGGCACAAGUAGCAGACCCUUUGACCAAGCCCAUGAAGGCAGAGGGCUGGUGGAGUUACUUCACUCGCGGUAUUGAACUUCCUUUGCAUGUUGAUACCCUUACGAAGAUUUUCGGAGAGUGUAAGACGAGUGUGAAAGUGAAGUUAGAUUCCACGGUCAGAGGUGUCAGUGCGAGACCGACUUGA